Molecule: messenger RNA, 2331 nt
Organism: Saprolegnia parasitica CBS 223.65
Lineage: Eukaryota; Oomycota; Saprolegniomycetes; Saprolegniales; Saprolegniaceae
Exons: 16
Coding region: 1-2331 (776 amino acids)
Biological process (GO): retrograde vesicle-mediated transport, Golgi to endoplasmic reticulum; endoplasmic reticulum to Golgi vesicle-mediated transport; regulation of ER to Golgi vesicle-mediated transport
Cellular component (GO): Dsl1/NZR complex
Source: RefSeq, a predicted model, not a curated record
AUGACGGAGGCGCCGGCGGAGGAUCGCCUACAGGAAUGCGAGGCCGAGCUCGAGUCGAUGCAGGUCUACGAGAAGGGCCAAGUGACCGCGCUACUGGCCACUGCCAAGGAGGCGAUGGCCGCCCUUCUCGCAGAGAAGCUCGCCAUCGAAAGCGCGCUGCCCGCUCUGCAGGCGAAGGAGGAGCACCACAUCGCGCAGCAGCACGCGCACAUGCACGAAGCGGCCGACUCUGCCGCUGCCAUCGAUGCCGAAUUGAGCGAGUUGCAAGCCUAUGCGGGCGAUCUCUGCGCGCUCAUUGCGCCUCAAAAGAGCCGCUUGGUGCAUUUGCAGCGCCACGUCGAGUACCUCAACGUGCUCCUCGAGGUCGAGACCAUUAGCACUCGCGCCAAGGACACCACCGACGGCGACAUUGACUCGCUCGUGGCGCUCGCUGCCAUCAACGCCAAACUGCCGACGCUCUUUGGUCUCGAGACCAGUUUGCACUUGAAGUUGCGUAAACUCAUUACAGAUCGCAUGGCGUACUUGGCGCACGCGUUUCAAGCCUGCCACGUCCAGCAGCUCGAGAGCCUCUUGCGCGACCUCGACUGGCCGCGUCCGCUGAGCGACGCCGAGCGCGAGGCGAUGGCCGACACGUGCGAAGCUUUUCGCGCCACGUUUGCCCGCCUUGUGCAGUUGCAGCUUUCGCUGGCGUCCGUGGCCAUCGGCGACAGCUCGGCGACGGGUCUUGACCUGUGGGCCAUGGAGUGCCUCCUCUCGCCCCUUGUGCGUCGCUUUCGGUAUCACUUUGACACGCAGCAAAAGACCAACGACGUGACCAAGCCCGAGUGGUUCUUCACAUACAUCCUCGAGACCCUUCAUGGACACUACGCCUUUGUACAAACGUGCGUGGCGCCGGCGCUGCGUGACGCGACGGCGUCGAUGCCCGACAAGAAGCACUCGCUGGACGCGAUGUCGCUCUUCGUCCAAGGUCUUUUGGUGCCACUGCGGCACAAGGUCUCGGCGCUGCUGCCGCUCGUGGUGGAGAGCAAGCCGCUGCUGUGCCACGCGAUCGAUGAAAUCGUUGCGUUCGAAAAGACGCUGCGCGACGACUAUGGCUACGUGGCCGUCCAGCCGCACCAGCACUUGAAGCGCGCGCGGGUCCCGACUGUCCUCGACCUCGUCGCGCAAUCGCCCAAAGUGUUUGGCCUCUGGACGCUGAUGGACCGCGAGUACGCGCAGUCGUUCCUCACGACGUACCUCCAAGACGCGACGGCGUGGGACCUCGUGCUAACUGCAAGUGAUGACGAUCUCCGCGUCACCAACGCCGCGUACGCUGUCGCCUCUUGCCUGGAUGCGCUCAAGCACCGGUUUCAAGGGCUCUCGGACCCCGCGCAUCGCUACGCGUACGUUGUGCAAGUGCUCAAGCCGUUCUUGCAGCACUCGUACACGCAACUUGCGACGCAUGCCAAGACCCAAAAGAUCUACGCCGCCCUGCACGCGCCCUCCGACCCGACGUGGCAUCGGUAUUGCGCCGCCGUCAACAGCUGUCACUUUGUGCGGCUCGUGCUCACCGAGUGGGACGAGACGGCGCUCUUCGUCGAGCUCUUGCAGAUGGCGAAAGCGACCAAGAUCCAGCGCCCUGCGUUGCGCCUCCCGCGCGUCCAAGGGCUCGCGCAUCUCAACCCGCUUCUCAAGCGCGAAGAAGCUCAAGUCGUGACCAACGCGCUCUUGGGGCCAGCGUCGCUCAUUGUGCCGACGGCCGCGCUCUCGGCGGCUUUCUCCGUCGGCUCAAGUGUGUGGCACUCGCUCAAGGCUGCUCCGGACGCGAUGACGCCGCCCGAGACGGCCACCGACCAUGCCGAUGGCAAUAAUGAGGACGAUCUGGUGCUCGAAGGCUCCAUGUUUGAAAACGAAAUCACGCUCUUCCGGACGCUCGUGGGGGCGCUUGAGGCCGACCUCUUGAACGCGUCCGUGACGGCCAUCGUCGGCGCGUGGGAAACACGCUACCGUGCCAGUCCCAUGUGGACAAUGGCCACAGCACCCGAGUACAUUGUACCGGACGUAUCGAGCGAGCUCCGCGACGGCUUGCAGCUGCUCACACAGCACUUGGCGCAAGCCCAGACCGCGCUCUCGUCGACGCUCUUCCAGGCGUACUGGAAACACGUCGCGACCGAGCUCGACAAGUAUCUCCUCAACAGCAUUUUGCACCACAAGAAAAUCUCCGCGCCCGGCCGCGCCCAGCUCGUUGUCGACGUGCAAACGGUCGUCGGCCUCUUCCGUCCGUACACGGCCAAGCCCAUGGCCUACCUGCGCGGGUAUCCAGAGAAGAGAAAGGGUCGAGUGACGCGGUGA